Messenger RNA from Plectropomus leopardus (leopard coralgrouper), 2729 nucleotides. RefSeq names its product guanine nucleotide-binding protein G(q) subunit alpha-like. The record is from RefSeq and is a predicted model, not a curated record. Gene Ontology annotation, molecular function: GTPase activity; G-protein beta/gamma-subunit complex binding; guanyl nucleotide binding. Lineage: Eukaryota; Metazoa; Chordata; Actinopteri; Perciformes; Serranidae. Gene Ontology annotation, biological process: adenylate cyclase-modulating G protein-coupled receptor signaling pathway. Gene Ontology annotation, cellular component: cytoplasm; heterotrimeric G-protein complex.
GUAAUAGUGAAAGGCCACACGGUUUCCCAUCAGAGCUCAGCCCUCUGCUCUGUCACAUGGUCCACCGUUGGUUUUUUCUCAGGAUAGAGGACGGGACAAACACAAGUGGACGCAGAGGAAGAUAACGCCGAGCCUCACCUGUUCAUAGACUAAAACUGGCGCGAGCAUCUUUUCCUUUGUCGCGGAGGUGACUUUUUCUUAAUGUUUGUGUUGUUUUGUAGCGCUAUGAAGUGAAACUCCGCCAUAUUCAGCCCACCACGCCCGGAGCACAGCUACCAGGGGUAAAGACUCGCUUCUGCUUGACUAAAGUUGUUGCACAAACUUAAUUUCCUCUUCACAGGAGAGGAACGAGGGGAAGUGUUAUCCAGGAGUAAUGACUCUGAUGUCCGUGGGGGCUUGCUGCCUCAGCCCGGAGGCCAAAGAGGCUCGGAGGAUCAACGAUGAGAUUGAGAGGCAGCUUCGCCGGGACAAGAGGGACUCCCGACGGGAAUACAAGCUGCUUCUGCUCGGAACUGGUGAAAGUGGGAAGAGCACUUUCAUCAAGCAGAUGAGGAUCAUCCAUGGCCGUGGAUACUCUGACGAGGACAAGAGAGGCUUCAAAAGGCUGGUCUACCAGAACAUCUUCACAGCCAUGCAGGCCAUGAUCCAGGCCAUGACCACCUUACAUAUCCCCUACAAGUACGAACACAACGAGACAAACGCCAGUAUUAUCCGUGCGGUUGAUGUGGAGAAGGUCACAACAUUAAUGAACCCUUAUGUGGAUGCCAUCAAGAGUCUGUGGAGCGACCCGGGGAUUCAGGAAUGUUACAAUCGUAAGAGGGAAUACCAGCUCUCAGACUCAGCCAAAUACUAUCUGAAUGACAUGGACCGAAUAUCUGAUACAGCUUAUCUGCCAACGCAGCAGGACGUCCUGAGGGUCAGGGUGCCUACAACAGGUAUCAUAGAGUACCCCUUUGACCUGGAGAAUGUGGUGUUCAGGAUGGUGGAUGUGGGCGGCCAGCGUUCAGAGAGGAGGAAGUGGAUUCACUGUUUUGAGGAAGUCACCUCCAUCAUGUUUCUUGUGGCGCUCAGCGAGUACGAUCAGGUCCUCGUCGAGUCCAUCAAUGAGAAUCGCAUGGAGGAAAGCAUGGCCUUGUUCCGGACAAUCAUAACUUACAAGUGGUUCAAAGAGUCCUCAGUCAUCUUGUUCCUCAACAAGAUCGAUUUACUGGAGGAGAAAAUCAUGCAUUCACAUUUGGUCGACUACUUCCCUGAAUAUGAUGGUCCCCAGCGGGACGUCAAGGCAGGAAAACAAUUCAUCCUGGAUAUGUUUGUCAGUCUCAAUCCAAACGAGAAAAAAAUCAUCUACUCCCACUUCACCUGUGCCACCGACACAGACAACAUUCGAUUUGUCUUCAGCGCGGUGAAGGACCACAUCUUGCACACCAACCUGGAAGUCUACAAUUUGGUUUAAAACGGACGUGUUGCCGCUGUAAUUCAAUCGGCUUUGUACAGCUGGCAGUCCGGAGAGCUCUGCGGUGAUUCAGUUUGCCUCACACUGCUGCUGAACGCUAUAAUCCACAACAGGAAAUUGAGAAGCUACAGAGCUUGUCGCCAAAUGACUGUACUACUGAUGUAUUUCAAAUUUUCCUGUUAGGCUCUUUGGAAAUGGAUGUCUCCAGCUAUAAUGAAGUGUGUCCUAACAAUUAAAGCACUGCCUUAGUAAGGAGUCUAUUAUAGUAUGCACUCUGAAAUUUAUGGAACUCAUUGCGAAUGAGCAGUAGCGGUAUAAAUGCACGUGGAUGGAUUGAGAGGGGGGAAAGUAUUUUAGUGGCCUCAAAAGCCUCCGAGGACUUGUAAUGUACUAGGUCUCUCCUUCAGGGAAUCGGUGGAAGUGAAUGUAGACUAACUGCAAUGCAGCACAUCACAUCACUAACCCCAGUUUGUCGUAGUUUAUCAUUUUUUUGUUUUUUUUUUAAGUUGAAAACUGUUUAAAAUACUCGAAAUGCUUAGUUUGAGUCUUGACUUAAGGGGAAAUGGAGUAAUAAUUAACACUAAUGUGUACAUUUACUUUGCUAUUUGUGCUGAUAUGCUGUAUGUGUCCGUCACUUAGUUGGGUGUUAUAUCAUUUCCAUAACCUCAUUUCAAAAGACUUUUCACUUUGCAUUUAUCUGUGAUGGCAUUAUUUAGUCUUAAACCACUUUUUUUGUGAGCACAGCAUUAAUUUUUUUUUAUUAAUGUAAUUUAACAGAUUUUAAAGGGAAUCCUGCUGUCACGUCUUUAUUUUGUCAACGCUGUAGAAUCAAGCGUUCAUGCAGUUCAGGGACUACUUUAAGUCAUUUUCUUGCCUAAAAAUGGCUGUAGAAUCUGCCCCAUUAUUUAUCUGAAUGUAAAUAUAACGGUACAUUAAUGGUACACAAUUUUCACCCUUGCCUGCAUCAAGGUCAGUGUUUAAAGGCUAACUGCUGAAGAGACUACCAUGUUAAAUAAUCUCUGGAGUAUUACACUAGUGCAUUCCUGAUCUUUUUUUUUUCCUGUUCAAGGGUAUGAAAUGCAUGAAUAAAAAGCUAAUGAGAGCACAUCCAUGGCACUAAUGUUUACACGACCCCUUUUUCUUCUUGUUAGAAAUAAUUACAGCCUAGUCUGAACGGUUUAAUUCAUGGUUCGAUUUCACUGUCACUGCGAUAUCUUAAUGCAGUCUUCGUGUUUUUAAUGUGAUUGGUGUUAAUGAAUAGACAUUUGCUGCUCAG